CCCUUCUCUCCCGAAGCCCCAGCUGUCAGUGCUGUGAGAGUGCGCGUGUGCUCCGGAGCUCGCCUCGGCACACAUUAUAUAAAAAAUUAAAAAAAUACAAAAAAAAUUAAAAACUUUUAAAAAUUCCAAAAAAUCCUUUUUUUUUUUUCUUUUUAAACUAAAACUCGGUGAAGUGGGAUCAGGAGGCCUUGAAACAUCUCAACAACCCUGAAAAAAUAACGGCAGUCUGUAAGCUCGCGAGGGCCUAGCGGUUUGCGUGAUUCGCGGUUUUGGAUUUUAAGUGUUACGUAUUUUAAAAUUCCAGUUAACCUAAAUAUUGGUCAUUUUAAACGAAACGGAGAGUCUUCUUUUAGCCUGUGUAGGUUAUCCUGACGGCUAACGUCACGCGCUAGCGCCAAGAAACACGUGAAAACCUGCGAGCCGAAGAGAAAAAUGAACCCCAGCGCUCCCAGUUACCCCAUGGCCUCGCUGUAUGUUGGAGACCUGCACCAGGACGUGACUGAAGCCAUGCUCUACGAGAAGUUCAGCCCGGCCGGUGCCAUCCUGUCCAUCCGGGUGUGCAGGGACAUGAUCACGCGCAGGUCGCUCGGCUAUGCCUAUGUCAACUUCCAGCAGCCCGCGGACGGUGAGCGCGUGCGGAAUGAUGACACUGACGCUUAUUGAAAAAUACAUGCAGAUUUGUGUAGGUUGCGUGCUUCUGCAUCUCAGCCGUAUGCUGCACGCGCGUCUGGGUUUGUAUCCAUUUACCAUUUACCAUUUACCAUCAAGAACCUGGACAAGUCUAUUGAUAAUAAAGCACUUUAUGACACCUUCUCUGCCUUUGGCAACAUCCUGUCCUGCAAGGUGGUUUGUGACGAGAAUGGCUCAAAGGGCUACGGCUUUGUACACUUUGAGACCCAGGAGGCCGCGGAAAGAGCCAUUGAGAAAAUGAACGGCAUGUUGCUGAAUGACAGAAAAGUGUUUGUAGGGCGCUUCAAAUCUCGCAAGGAGAGGGAGGCUGAGCUCGGCGCAAGAGCCAAAGAAUUCACCAACGUGUACAUCAAAAACUUUGGGGAAGAUAUGGAUGAUGACAAACUCAAGGACGUCUUCAGCAAAUAUGGGACUGCUAUGAGCAUCCGUGUCAUGACCGAUGAAAACGGAAAGUCCAGAGGAUUCGGGUUUGUGAGUUUUGAGAGGCACGAAGACGCACAAAGGGCUGUGGAUGAAAUGAACGGCAAGGAACUCAACGGGAAGCUCAUCUAUGUUGGUCGUGCUCAGAAAAAAGUGGAGCGGCAAACUGAGCUCAAGCGCAAAUUUGAACAGAUGAAGCAGGACCGCAUGACUCGCUACCAGGGUGUCAAUCUCUACGUGAAGAACUUGGAUGAUGGCAUUGAUGACGAGCAUCUUCGUAAAGAGUUCUCUCCCUUCGGUACAAUCACCAGUGCCAAGGUACAAUUUAAAGGCUUUGGGUUUGUCUGUUUCUCUUCCCCUGAGGAAGCCACUAAAGCCGUGACUGAGAUGAAUGGCCGUAUUGUGGCCACUAAGCCACUGUAUGUGGCUCUUGCUCAGCGCAAAGAGGAGCGGCAGGCCCAUCUCACCAACCAGUACAUGCAGAGGAUGGCCAGUGUCCGUGCAGUGCCAAACCCCGUUAUCAACCCCUACCAACCUGCACCUCCAUCAGGAUACUUCAUGGCUGCCAUUCCACAGGCCCAGAACAGAGCUGCGUAUUACCCUACCAGUCAGCUCACCCAGCUCAGACCCAGCCCCCGCUGGGCCACACAGGGCGUCCGGCCUCAGCACUUCCAAAACAUGCCAGGCACAAUGCGCCCAUCUGCCCCCAGACCUCAGAGCUUCAGCACCAUGCGUCCUGCGUCUCAGGUGCCCCGGAUGAUGUCCACUCAGCGUGUUUCUGCUCAGGCCAUGGGUCCACGACCCACAGCUGCGGCGGCUUCUGCUCCUCCAGUGCGUGGCGUACCACAGUACAAAUACACACCCAGUGUCCGCAGCCCCCAGCAGCACAUGAACACACAGCCUCAGGUUACCAUGCAGCAGCCUGCUGUGCAUGUGCAAGGACAGGAACCGCUGACGGCCUCCAUGCUCGCCGCUGCUCUGCCACAGGAACAGAAGCAGAUGCUGGGUGAGCGUCUCUUCCCACUUAUCCAGAAUAUGCAUCCCAGCCUGGCUGGCAAGAUCACCGGUAUGCUGCUGGAAAUCGACAACUCGGAGCUCCUCCACAUGCUGGAGUCUCCAGAGUCCCUGCGCUCCAAGGUUGAUGAGGCGGUGGCCGUACUCCAGGCUCACCAGGCUAAAGAAGCCGCUCAGAAGACCGUGAGCAACUCUACAGGCGUGCCAAGCGUCUAAGGCAAGGGGGACCCAACCUUGCAUCUUCACCGAGAGGAAAAAGUAAACAUUGAAAAAAAACUGAAAACAUCGCAAAAAAUGGAAAACGAUAUUUAAAAAAAGAAACUAGAAAGAGCCAGGUCUAGAGACAAGCAUUCUAGGCCUAGUUAAGGUAUUUAAAAAAAAAGGAAAAAAAAAACUUCUUCCACAGUAUGGGGAAUAAACGGCUGUAAAGCAUUCCCGCCUUGUUUUAAUGCUUUUUAAAGCCUGGCUAUGUCAUGUUCUUAGUAGGGAGGUGAGAACUGACUGAACCAGCAAUGUGAAGUUAUGUUAAAUUGAAAAUAUGCUUGCUCAAAGUUCAUUAAAAAGUGUGUGAGUGUC
Cyprinus carpio (common carp) is the source of this 2700-nucleotide messenger RNA. Its product is annotated as polyadenylate-binding protein 1A-like. The record is from RefSeq and is a predicted model, not a curated record. Gene Ontology annotation, cellular component: ribonucleoprotein complex. Lineage: Eukaryota; Metazoa; Chordata; Actinopteri; Cypriniformes; Cyprinidae. Gene Ontology annotation, molecular function: RNA binding. The transcript is spliced from 15 exons.